This is a messenger RNA of Hydra vulgaris (swiftwater hydra), 1653 nucleotides long. RefSeq lists its product as uncharacterized. The record is from RefSeq and is a predicted model, not a curated record. Lineage: Eukaryota; Metazoa; Cnidaria; Hydrozoa; Anthoathecata; Hydridae.
AAGUUGUAUACAUUGUUUUUUAGAUGAAUAGCUGCAUGUAAAAAUGUAUUCUGUGAUAUUAUUAGUACUAUUUUUAACUUACCGUCAAUGCGAUCUGUCUGUUAAUGGAAAUGAUAAGAAUAAUAUCAAUACCUGCAAAAAUGGUAAAUUGCCUUGCAAAAGUAUUGCUGAUGUCGGAGAAGUCAUUCAGUGUCUUGAUAAUGGUACAUUUUAUAUUCCUCGAGGUAAAUGGGGUUAUUUUAGCAGCAGUGGUUUGCUAGAAACUAUAGUAUGUCCAAAAUCUUAUUGCAAGUGUUAUAUUGGUUGUGAAGAUUACUGUGAGUUUGAUAAGAGUAAACAAUGUUCUUCAAAUCGUGAAGGAAGACUUUGUAGUGAAUGCUCUAAAGGAUAUAGUGUGUCUUUGUUUAGCGAAGAAUGUAAAAUUUGCAAUAACUAUUGGAUGCUGUUACUAAUUCCUUUAUUAAUACUUUUUUUAUUUUUAGUGGUAAUAUUUUUAUUUCAUUUUGAUGUUGAUGCAUUUUCUGGUUAUUUAAAUGUUUAUUUUUAUUGGUAUCAAAUGGUUGAUAUUUUUAUUCCCGGUAAUACACAACUUCACUCAUCUACACGAUUUUUAAUUGGUUUUUUCUCUUUAACUGGAACUGGCGGAACUGUUGGAUUAUGUUUUUUUAAUGGAAUGAAUAACUUGACUAAACUUGGAUUAAAUUACUUACCCCCAAUUUUUUUUAUAUUAAUUGCUUUAAUUUUUGGAGUGUUAAUUUCACCUUCUGUUUGGAUAAAAUUAUUUUGUCGCAGUUCAGAUAAAAGUUUAAAUGAAGAACAAUGUCGUAAGAGACGAGAAUCCUCUUAUGGGAGAGCAAUGAGCUUUGUUAUAGUUGUCACUUUUUCACAGAUUAUUACCGUUACGCUCAAACUUCUUCACCCUGUAAAGAUUGACGGAAAGUUUUAUGUUUUUGAAGCAACUUUUACUGAAUUUUUUCGUGACCCUAUGCAUAUCUUCUUAGGAAUAAUUGCAGUGUGUUUUGCAAUAAUAAUUCUUUUAUUUUUUGUUUUGUUGAUUUUCACUCCUACAAGUGGAAAAGGUAAAUAUAUUGCGCCUGUUUUUGAAGCAUUGAAAAGUUGCUUUAAUCAAUCAAAAAUUAUUGGUAAUCGCUAUGAGGAAUGCCAAGUGGAAAACAAAUCUUACUACCAGCGAAUGUUUGCUGCAUUUUAUUUUAUCUGCAGAGUUAUAAUGUUAAUAAUCUCUGUUGUUGUACAAAAUGAAGUUACUAAACUUGUUUUCCUUUCUUUAGCGUCUGUCACUUUUUUGACAAUAUUUUCUAUAUUUCAGCCAUACAGAAAUCGAUCAUUUAACUAUUGGGAUAUAUCGGUUUUAUUUUUGAUGUGCGUUGUAAGUUUGUUUUGUUUAAUUCUAAGUGUUCCCUUUUUCGCAAGUGAAAAUUUACGAAAUAGUAUUAAGGUUAUUUUGCAAAUCAUUGUGUGGUACCCAUUGUUAUCGAUGGUUUUUCGUCUUGUAUUAUGGAAAUACAACCAGAGGAAAAGAAAUAUAAAGAAUUCAAGCCCUCGUAUCAGACAAGAAUCAGUGAAAUCAUUAGUUAGUCUUCCUGUGAGGGGAGUCGAAGGAAUGUAAUGAAACAAAAAGACAGAAAAUAAUUU